UUUCUCUUUUUCUUCGCAGGUGAUCCGUGGGAAGGGAAAAAAGCAGAAAGUGGAGCCGGGCAAGGCGGCGCUGGCGGCGGUGGGGAAGAAAAUUUCUGCCGCUGAUUUUCCGUCUCUCUCGCUCUCUCGGCGUUCUCUUUCCCCAUCUGCCCUUCGCUCCGGUUUGGAGGGGGGACCAGAAAAGAAAAGAAAAGAAAAAAAGAGACGGUGAAUUCGAAGCAAACCCCACUCCCCGCUCCGGCGUGUUUUUCUUUUUUUUUUCUUUUUUUCCUUUUUCCCCCCCCUCCCUGUUGCAGAACUUUCUGCCCGCUCCGGUGUUUUUUUCCCCCCGGAUCGUCGCUCCAAACUUUCAGAAACAAACUCCAAACUUUCAGAAACAAACUCCAAACUUUCAGAAACAAAACUUUUCGCGCAAGUGAAAGUUGAUCGCAUCCUUAGCCACCGCCCCCCCCCCCACGACCCAGGAUUCGGUUGGCUUUGCCCCCCUCCUCCUUUUUUUUCUUUUUUUGCACGGGGGCGACUGCCGUUAAAAGAAGCAGCAGCAGCCGCCGCCGUUCAUCAUUAUCCGCCUCUCCCUCUUCCCGCGGAGGACAGCGAUGGAAGUGAGCACGGAUCAGCCCCGCUGGGUCAGCCAUCACCACCCGGCGGUCCUAAACGGGCAGCACCCGGAUUCCCACCACCCUGGACUUAGCCAUUCCUACAUGGACCCCACGCAAUAUCCUCUGGCCGAGGAAAUGGAUGUACUUUUUAACAUCGACGGGCAGGGCAACCACGUCCCUUCCUACUACAGCAACUCGGUGCGGGCUACCGUGCAGCGGUACCCCCCGACCCAUCACGGUAGCCAGGUAUGUCGCCCACCUUUGCUGCACGGGUCUCUCCCAUGGCUGGAUGGGAGCAAAGCCUUGGGAAGCCACCAUGGCGCUACCCCAUGGAACCUGAGUCCUUUCUCCAAAGCUCCCAUCCACCACAGCUCGCCGGGACCUCUUUCGGUCUACCCUCCGGCUUCUACCUCCACGCUGUCGGCGGGCCACUCCAGUCCCCAUCUCUUCACUUUCCCGCCGACCCCUCCGAAAGAUGUCUCUCCGGAUCCUUCCAUCUCUACUCCCGGUUCCACGGGGUCCAGCCGCCAAGAAGAGAAGGAGUGCAUUAAAUAUCAGGUGUCUCUGGCCGAAACGAUGAAGCUGGAAUCGUCUCAUUCCCGGAGCAACAUGGCGUCCUUAGGAGCGUCGUCUUCUGGUCAUCAUCCGAUCGCCACUUAUCCUUCCUACGUUCCUGAAUAUGGCUCUGGACUUUUCCCUCCGAGCAGUCUUCUUGGGGGAUCACCAACCGGAUUUGGGUGCAAAUCCAGACCUAAGGCUCGUUCCAGCACAGAAGGCAGGGAGUGUGUAAACUGUGGAGCUACCUCAACCCCACUUUGGAGGCGAGAUGGCACAGGGCAUUAUCUCUGUAACGCCUGUGGAUUGUAUCACAAAAUGAAUGGGCAAAAUCGGCCGCUGAUAAAGCCCAAAAGAAGACUGUCAGCUGCAAGACGGGCUGGGACAUCGUGUGCAAACUGCCAGACGACAACCACCACGCUGUGGAGGAGGAACGCCAAUGGGGAUCCUGUGUGUAAUGCCUGUGGGCUGUAUUACAAGCUCCACAACAUUAACAGACCCCUGACCAUGAAGAAGGAAGGCAUCCAGACCCGAAACAGGAAGAUGUCUAGCAAGUCGAAAAAGAGCAAAAAGAUUCACGACAGCCUGGAUGAUUUCCCCAAAAGCAGCUCCUUCAAUCCCGCCACCCUCUCCAGACACAUGUCGUCCAUCAGUCAUAUUUCUCCGUUCAGCCAUUCGGGCCACAUGCUGACCACACCGACUCCGAUGCAUCCUUCUUCCGGCUUGUCAUUCGGACCUCACCACCCCUCAAGUAUGGUCACCGCCAUGGGCUAAAAAGAGUGCAAUUCUCAGGCAAAGGGGAAAAUAAAAAUAAAAUAAAAUAAAGAGAGACUUUUUUUUCCUGCUUAAAAGAAAAAGAAAAAAAAGUGAAAAAAAGAAAGAAAGAAGAAUCCAAGUUCCUGUCGUUUUUUUUUUGUUGGUGUUUAUUUUUUAAAACUUCUCUGAAGGAGAAGAAUCUUUAUAUAUUUGCCUCAUCCGAGGGAAGCCUUCUUGGCCCUUCAGAAAACUGUUUGGUGCAGAUGCUAAAACGGAACCGGCGGGAAAAUAAAAGGAAGAUGGAAAAUUGUAAAACUGGCUGAAAUCCUCAGAACGAAAGAAAGAAAGCAAAAAUGGAAUAAUACGGAAAGUUGACUGCUUGGCUUCAAGCGUCUUUGUGUUUCUCCACCACCGAAAUCCGGAGGCCAUUUGUGAAUAAACCAUCGCCACACAACUUCACUGUCGAACUGGGUUUUUAGUGCUGUGAAAUAAUAAUAAUUCUAAUAUUAAUAAAUAAUAAAACCCACGCCAUCCUCCCUCCCUCCCUCCCUCCCUUCCCUCCCCUCCCCUCCCCUGUCCCUCGCUUUCUCCUUCCUGCCGAAAUGAAAGCAAAUAAUUGCUGAACACUGUAUAACUUAUAUUGUAAGAAAUAUUGUACAUUUUUUUUUUGGAGGAAGAUUGACAACUGGGUAGCUGUAAAAAACAAAAACAAAAACGGGGGUGGGGGGGAAGGGAAAAAAAAAGGAAAAGAAAGGAGAUUUGGAGGAGUGGAUAGUACGAGUACCACGAGAAACAUUUUAUGGUACGGUCUGCGGAGAAUGACAAACCGGCAAACCGGCAAAUUGCCAGUUAACGCUUUUUUAGCUGUUUUGCGCGCUCUCGCUCCUCACAUGCUGGCUGAAAAUUAUUUUGAUGCAUUAAAAAAAUAAAUAAAAUUACAUCCAAGCUGUAAGCAAGUCAUCCAUUCCAGGCGACGGGCCUCUAACCAACAGAGAAAGGGGGUUGAAGGGGUAGUAACAGGGCACCUGGUGUGACGCAGUAGCUUGUCUGUCACAGCCGGUUUGUCUUAAGGCCUAUUCGCAUUGUGAACCAGUUCUUGUAAUUGUCGUUUGUAUGUAUAACUCAAAAAAAAAAAAAUGCUCUCUCAAAUAAGACAAGGUGUAGAUUUAUUU
Messenger RNA from Ahaetulla prasina, 3082 nucleotides. It is a transcript of the gene GATA3, whose product is annotated as GATA binding protein 3. Lineage: Eukaryota; Metazoa; Chordata; Lepidosauria; Squamata; Colubridae. Gene Ontology annotation, molecular function: DNA-binding transcription factor activity, RNA polymerase II-specific; RNA polymerase II cis-regulatory region sequence-specific DNA binding; zinc ion binding. Bases 597 to 1928 code for a protein of 443 amino acids. The record is from RefSeq and is a predicted model, not a curated record. The transcript has 5 exons. Gene Ontology annotation, cellular component: nucleus. Gene Ontology annotation, biological process: regulation of epithelial cell differentiation; positive regulation of transcription by RNA polymerase II; cell fate commitment.